Messenger RNA from Rhododendron vialii, 855 nucleotides. Its product is annotated as NAC domain-containing protein 41-like. The record is from RefSeq and is a predicted model, not a curated record. The coding region runs from base 1 to 855 and encodes 284 amino acids. The transcript has a single exon. Gene Ontology annotation, biological process: system development; regulation of DNA-templated transcription. Lineage: Eukaryota; Viridiplantae; Streptophyta; Magnoliopsida; Ericales; Ericaceae. Gene Ontology annotation, molecular function: DNA binding.
AUGACUGUACCAAAAGGCUAUCACUUUACGCCUACAGAUCAAGAACUCCUUCUAAAAUAUCUCGACAAGAAGUGUACGAACGAAGCCCUGCCUUGUGACGUCGUUAUCGAUCGUGAGAUUUACGGCGACAAAGCCCCGUGGCAGAUUUUUAUGGACGAAGAAGAAGACCCAUGGGAGAUAUCCAAAACCAAAGACAAGAAGACAGAUUUAUGGAAGACAGAAGGUACAAUCUACGUUUUCACGACCUUGAUCAAGGCCAGCCAAAACAGGAUUGCCAGAAAAGCCGGUUGUGGCUCAUGGCACGGAGAGACGGCUCGUGAAGAAGUUAAGAACGGUAAAUGUGCAAUAGGGUACAAGACAACGUUGUACUUUGAGAUUGCCGCCGACGAACCUAUUGCAAUGGACGGGCCUGUGAAAAAAGGCCACUGGAUCAUGCAAGAGUAUUCUCUCCGUGAUAGCAAUACUGAUAAAAGUAAAGGCAAAUAUGUUCUUUGCAGGAUAAAAAGAUUUGAUGCAAAGUACACCAAGAUUUCUCCGAGAAAAAGAAAGAUUGUUGAGGCUGCCACUACUGAUAAUGACCUUGUAGUUCCGAAAUCCGCAAAGCGUCCGAAAUCUGCAAAGCGUGUUAGACCUGAGGUUAUGCAAGAAAAGAAGAUGGAGUGUGUUAUUACUGCGACACCGGAUACAGAAGUUGUUCCCUUCUCAAAAGAUCAACAAUUUGUGCAAGAUCAGAAUUUUCUAAUGAGUGAUGAUGCGAAUGAGUUAACCAUUGAAGAACUUGAAGCUAUUUGGGAACAGGAGGAGCAAGAAAGUUGUUCACCUUGGCAUUGUGAUAAUUCUGCACUAGUUCAUUGA